GGGAUGUAGGACAAACCUGUGCGUGAGCAGCGUUACGCUUUCUCUUGCUACUUUUGCGCUGUUUUCUGUUCAAGUGAUAUGUGCUUGAAAAUCAUGCCUACUGCAAAUUGUCCCCUUCUCUCAUUGUAAAUUUUAGAAAUGUUAACAAAGUCACUGAGAAAAAUAUAUGCAGCCGAACGCUGCUAGUAUGUUUGUCCCACGUCCCGUCCCGUAGCUGUGACGCCACGGACUCGUGUGAUAGGAGCAGCUGAAAGUGUCAAAGGAGGGAGAGAAAGAAGAGACCUUCACUCAUAUAGAUUACCUGCUGCUUAACUCGUGUUCCAUAUGGAUGUACGAAAAUUGAUUCUGUUAGGCCUCAGGAAGCAUUUGUGGUUUUGUCAUUCGGGAAUUGGUGGAGUAAACCUAGGGAACACAAUUCUCAUCCAGAACUUUGUGAGAUAUGGCACAGCUUUGAGAUGCAAGAACACACAGAGUAAAUUUAGUAGAUGUUUAAAGCAUGGGAGCUUACGAACAAUUACAUCUGAUUAUCCUUCAAGCACAAAUAUACAUAAUCAUGUGGAAUUACUUGGUAGCCUUUACCCUCGAGAUGACUAUACCAACGUCACAAGUAAAAUCCUUUCAAAAGUUGGAAAAAACUUGCACAACCAAAAGUAUCAUCCGUUGUGGCUUAUAAAAGAAAGGAUAAAGGACCAUUUCUACACAGAAUACAUAGGACGCUUUGGAAAUCCACUCUUCUCUGUCUAUGAUAAUCUAUCUCCUGUUGUUACAACAGAACAAAAUUUUGAUAGCUUGCUCAUCCCAUUGGACCACCCCAGCAGGAAAAAGGGAGACAAUUACUAUCUGAAUCGCUAUCACAUGCUUCGUGCUCACACAUCAGCCCAUCAAUGGGACCUCAUCCAUUCGGGUUUGGAUGCUUUCUUGGCUGUGGGAGAUGUUUAUCGUCGUGAUGAGAUUGACAGAAGUCAUUACCCUGCAUUUCAUCAGAUGGAAGGAGUGUGCUUAUUUUCAAACCAUGCGCUAUUUGCUGAAGGUGAAUGUAAGGAUUCCUGUCACUUGUUUGAGAAAGGCUUCCGUACAACUAACAAACAAGAGGCUCAUACUUUGGAAGCAUUGAAACUUGUUGAGUUCCAACUGAAGCAAACUCUCUCUAAGCUCAUAACACAUCUGUUUGGUGAAGGUCUGGAAAUUAGAUGGGUCGACUGCUACUUCCCAUUUACACACCCUUCUUUUGAGAUGGAGAUCAAAUUUCAGGGAGAGUGGAUGGAAGUGCUUGGCUGUGGUGUCAUGGAGCAGCAGAUAGUCAAUUCUGCUGGCGCACAUGACAAAAUUGGCUGGGCAUUCGGACUUGGACUAGAAAGACUUGCCAUGAUUCUUUAUGGUAUUCCUGAUAUUCGCUUGUUCUGGAGUGAAAAUGAGCUUUUCCUGAAACAGUUUCAUGUGACUGACAUCAACCAACAAAUAACAUUUCAGCCUCUUAGCAAGUAUCCAUGUUUGACCAAUGACAUCUCGUUCUGGCUGCCUGAGGAGGGCUAUUUGGAAAAUGAUUUCUAUGAUCUUGUUCGAAGUAUUGGAGGAGACCUGGUUGAAAAAGUGACACUGGUUGAUCAGUUCACACAUCCAAAGACACAGAAAAUAAGCCAUUGCUAUCGCAUUGUGUACCGCCAUAUGGAACGGACUCUUACACAGGUGGAAAUCAACGUGCUGCAUAAAAACAUUGAAAAAUCAGCAGUAAAGGAGUUGGGUGUUAAAGGAAGGUUUUAAGCAGCGCUGCAAAAUAAGUUGGCGCUGUAUAAAUACAUGUUAAUGAUAACAUUGUUAAUACACUUUAAGAAAUAUAUUGUUUCAAUAAUAAACAUUUUCUGUUGUAUGAAUCAGAUUUGAAAAUGAAUGUAAAUAAAAUUGAAAACGUUAGCACAAUGUGUGAAUGGGUUUAGGUGGGACUACAAUGAUCUGUCUGUGCAAAGUAGAGUUUGAUGUUGAGACACUAUUUAUCUCAUUGAAGAAAAACAUCUCCAGUUAUGUUGCCCAUAGCAACCACUCAGCAAUUAGAUUUCAACAGUCACCUACAAGUUAGAAAACAAAAGCAAAGAUCUGAUUGGUUGCUAUGGGCAAAAUCACUAAUAUAGGUGAUCUUUACACCUAUCUUGUAUACUGUGUCUCAUGAUGAUUAGAAUGAUUAAUAUGUGUCAACCCUAUUGCUCUCUCUGAAAGACCUGCAAUGUAUACCCAUUCACAAUGUAUGGUACUUUUUUAUUUUAUAAAA
This is a messenger RNA of Xenopus laevis (African clawed frog), 2263 nucleotides long. RefSeq names its product phenylalanyl-tRNA synthetase 2, mitochondrial L homeolog (gene fars2.L). Gene Ontology annotation, cellular component: mitochondrion; mitochondrial matrix; cytoplasm. Gene Ontology annotation, biological process: tRNA aminoacylation; phenylalanyl-tRNA aminoacylation. The record is from RefSeq and is a predicted model, not a curated record. Bases 325 to 1761 code for a protein of 478 amino acids. Gene Ontology annotation, molecular function: tRNA binding; nucleotide binding; aminoacyl-tRNA ligase activity. The transcript has 9 exons. NCBI's taxonomy places the organism in Eukaryota, Metazoa, Chordata, Amphibia, Anura, Pipidae.